This is a messenger RNA of Cannabis sativa, 2447 nucleotides long. RefSeq names its product cell wall protein DAN4-like. The coding region runs from base 277 to 1284 and encodes 335 amino acids. NCBI's taxonomy places the organism in Eukaryota, Viridiplantae, Streptophyta, Magnoliopsida, Rosales, Cannabaceae. The record is from RefSeq and is a predicted model, not a curated record. The transcript is spliced from 3 exons. Gene Ontology annotation, biological process: cortical microtubule organization. Gene Ontology annotation, cellular component: cortical microtubule.
UGGCCGGGUGAGUUUGUUGAUGAGAAAAGUGUGCUUUGAGUGAGCCCAUUAAUUAAUAGUCCAUGAGAGAAGUGGGCUUUGAGUGAGCCCAUAUUUGAUGAUAAAUGGCCCCCAAAAUGGAAACGGAGAGGGACAGGUCCAUAAGAAACAAAACAAAAGUAGAUGUCAUUGUCAACUCAUGGCCGGUAAUGUCUUAACUAAUAGGUAGGAUUAGGCCGGCAUUUGGAAAUAAAAGCAAGACAAGAUUAGUCAGAGUGAGACCAAUAUUAAUCUUAAAUGUUAAUGAAGAUGAUGUUGUCCAAUAAGUUAGUUAGAAAAGACCAGAUUACUAAACACAAACACAAAGAUUACCAAGAAGAAGAAGAAGAAGAUCUGUCACUCUUCCGGGAGCUGAAGAAGAAAGAGAAUGAUAUAGAUGAUGAGAUGAUGAGGAUGAAUCUGCUGCAGCAGCCUUUGUCUGAUCAAUUUGAUCACUCUAUCAUCAUCAUGAAUCAUCAGAAGAAGCAUUACCACCGUAUUCCCACCAUUGAAUUUCUUGCCCAAAACAACCACAAACAUGACUACGACUGGUUGAAAACGCCCCCUGCAACUCCUCUGUUUCCCUCCAUAGAAAUGGAAGCUACCCACUCUCCUCACACUCGCAUACCUCUUUCCACAACAACCACUACCAGGUUUGCAGAUGCAAAUAAUAUUCCAAUUAUUGGGAAGGCCACAUCAUCAUCAUUAUCAUCAUCAUCAUCUGUCCAAAAACCAACACCAACUUCAAUAAGUUCAAGUUCAAAUAUUAAUAAUAAGUCCAAGACUACACCCCAACUCACAACUACUACUAUUAAUACUAAUAGUAGAAACAAGACCAGAACAAGAACUACGAAUCAUCCCAUGAAAUUGAACAAGAAUAUGAAUAUGCAGAUGAGAGAUACUACUACUACAGCUACAAUUACAUCAAAGACAAGGAUGAACAUGAAUGUGAAUGUGAAUGUGAAUGCAAUGAUGUGGCCAAAGGAAAAAGCUCCUCCUCCAACAGUACCAGUACAUCAGGAAAGAGCAAGAGCAAGAGCAAGAGCAACGACGCCUACUACCAAUAACCCAAAUAGGGCAGCAAGGAUGAUGAUGAUGACCACACAAUCCUGCUCCCCAACACUCUCCAGACCACCCAACACAUCCAAUACUACUACUACUACUACUACUACUACUACUGCUGCCUUCUUCAGGGGUAGCACCAUGGUGGAUAAGCUAAUCAAGGCCAGAAGAUCAUCAUCAACAACACCUACCUACAUAUUAUAACACAAACCAUAUCAUCAAUUAAUUAAUUACAUUAGAUACAUUAUUAAUGUUGAUACACCUGCAUUCCAAUUCGUUGUUAUAUGAUAAAGCUAGCCCACUAAUUAAUCCUCAAUAUUAAUCAGUGAAAACCCAUUAAACACAUCAUGUACAAACAAGUAUUCAUUAUCUAAAAGUGUAGAGGAAAUCUGAUAAGGAGUUGAGACAACAAUGUAACCUUAAAACUUUAUACUUACACAGAAACUCUUGCAAAUUAAUUACCACCAAUAAUCCAUUAAUUAGGGCACGUACAAAUAAUAAAUUUAUUCAAAACAGAACGCCACAAUUAUAGCAAUCUCAUCAAACAUCAUAUAUUCUUAUUAACAAAAACUUAAACUUUCAUAUAGUUCCUCCAAAAAUUAUUACUUUUUUUUUAUAGAAAGUUCAAUAUCAUCUGGAGAAGCGCUCGCAGAAGUCUAACUUGUCUAUUCAGAAGGAGUCUCUAGGAAAAGCUAGUCUUCCUCCAGAAAGGAGUUCUGGAUGGCCAGCCAGCGUUCAUUCCUGGAAGGGAGUUCCGAAUAGUCGACUUUAGCGGUUGCUAUUCCUAUUCGGGAAGUCCUUUCAACGUACGCUUCAGUCUGUAUUCCAGGGAGCGUACGUCUCAUCCAGAAGAACUUUAACUUGAGCUGACGUGGAGAUAUUUUUGUUACGAGAAAUUUGUUAAGUUUGUUAUAAAUUGUAACUAAUUUAACAACUUAGCAUUGGCAGCUACCGACUUUGGGAUUUAUAUUCUUAAUUUAUAAAUACCGCCAACACUUAUCAUUUUAAAGUACGUGAUUUCAAGACAAGUUUUGAGAGGUGACUUUGUUGUUGAAGACUGAGAUCAAAGAGAGAUUGAGAGGUAAAGAGAGAGAAGUACAGAGAAAAGAGAGAGAGAGAGAGAGAGAGAGAGAGAGAGAGAGAGAGAGAGAGAGAGAGAGAGAGAGAGAGAGAGAGAUUGGAUUUGGGUUUUAUAUCGAAAUAUCUUCUGUAAAUGAAAAAGACUAUUGAAUGAGAGUGUGAGAGAUAACACUUUGAGAGAAUCCAACAGAUAAUUAAUGUGCAAUGUAUCUUAUUCUUACUCAAUCAAUAAAGAAAAUUUCAAUGGUUGUUCUAAAAUUGGACUAGAACCAUAGAUCACAUCGAUC